GAUCCCCGGCCCUAAAACCCAGGUGCUAGGGAAGGGGGCGGGACGCAGCCAAUACACCCGACCAGAGCCAGAGCGCGUAUGCCACAUAAAAUAGUUUGAUUACCCUAUAUGUAUAUGAGUAGACGAUUGUCAUAUUAGCGUGCUAUAGCCCCUCGCUAGCUACUAAGUAAUAAUCGUUAACGAUGGGUACAUCGCCUAUCCCUUUCACAACUCAAGUGCUUAAGUCACGAGAGGAUUCUAGCGCGUCGCAACAGGCAUCAGACUUCAAUUCUCUACUUCCGGCUUCGCAUCGUACAGAACAUGACCAUAUAGCUGUCCCUGACCUGGGGACGAGCUUCCUCAAGCGGGAACUCCUUGUCAAAAGGUUGAAUGAUAUACAAGAUUGGCUUUGGAUAUGUGGUCGCCCAAUGCCUCCUCGGCCAUUACAUCACCAAAUUCUCCUCUCAAGAGAGAUCGCCAUCAGCGAAAAUCCGGAACUCCAUCUCGUAUGGUCAAAGAAUCGCAUAUUCUUGAAACCUAUUCCUCCAUAUCUCUUUGAGCCUGAUUUCUGGGCCGCUCACAUUAUCCAUGACGACGAACUCACUAAAUGCGCUCGGGGCUACCUUUUCUCUUACACCGCUCUCAUCGCGUACCAGAGCGACUUCCGCAUCGCGAAAGAGAAAGGGUUGUUGCCCUAUUAUAUCGAAUGGGAGGCAUGGAAGGAUUUCACUAAGGAGAUCCUACAAGGCCACGACUAUGGAUCUGUCAACCCACGGUACUGGUACGGCGAGCUCCGGCUAAGCCGGUUGAACAAGGUCUACCGAAUACAGAAAGGCUUCAUCUUACGCGGCUACUCCAAGAUCGCAGCCCAUACCGUUUACGGCGAUUUAAUUCGCGACAACUUCGCCGCCCUAGCGACCAUUCUCGGAUACGUCGUCAUUGUGCUAACGGCGAUGCAAGUCGGCCUGGGGGUAGAAAGACUACAGGAAGACGAGGCGUUCCAGAACGCGAGCUACGGAUUCACAGUGUUUUCGAUCAUCGCACCGUUGGCGGCAGGCAUGGGCAUCUUUUUAUUGGUUCUAGUUGUUUUUAUUAGCAAUUGGAUCGUCACGAAGGACUACGAAGUGAAGAGGUUCCAGGAGAUGGGAGUGGAACCAUUCUGGAGAGAAGGAUAUAAGAGAGAGAAGACCCCGUCAUCCACGAUCAGGAAUCCAACCAUCUCUAACGAGCGGGAAGUCUAAUAUUGGUUCCCAGAUAUGAAUAAUGUAUUCAGCGAGAAGUAUGUUUACCAGUUCACGACAAGAUUAUUUUCAAUAUACCCCUUGUUUGGAUAUCUAUUCCCGGCUUAACCCCGCCAUCACGGUUUCUUCCGAGGGCUAAAACCCAAAGCCCCUAUAUUUAAUCAUCUCUCAACAGCGUUCGUUAAGGGUACCUAAUGGAGAUGAAGAAACAGGUAGUCUUAAUAUAAGUGAUCAAUUAUAUGAUGCGACUGUACUUCAAAUAGGAUUGAAUGUAUGUAUGGCAAAGUUAAACCGCCACUCCAUGCACCAUCAAAUUAGAAUCGAGUAAAUGGCAGC
Molecule: messenger RNA, 1556 nt
Organism: Daldinia loculata
Lineage: Eukaryota; Fungi; Ascomycota; Sordariomycetes; Xylariales; Hypoxylaceae
Exons: 3
Coding region: 183-1220 (345 amino acids)
Source: RefSeq, a predicted model, not a curated record